Molecule: messenger RNA, 1056 nt
Organism: Trichoderma reesei QM6a
Lineage: Eukaryota; Fungi; Ascomycota; Sordariomycetes; Hypocreales; Hypocreaceae
Exons: 2
Biological process (GO): nuclear-transcribed mRNA catabolic process, nonsense-mediated decay; deadenylation-dependent decapping of nuclear-transcribed mRNA
Cellular component (GO): cytoplasm; P-body
Molecular function (GO): 5'-(N(7)-methylguanosine 5'-triphospho)-[mRNA] hydrolase activity; manganese ion binding; RNA binding
Source: RefSeq, a predicted model, not a curated record
UCCGAAUCGCUGCCAGCACCGCCUCUGUCCCGCCAGUACUCCGCUGCCCACCUCGACGACCGGCCGGGCCUCUGCACCCAUCGCCUGUGGCUGAAGCGCGCCUCGCGAUCCCGUUUCCUCAGCUGCCAGAUCCUCAUCCUCGGAACGACUGAACCAUGCCCAUGCCCAUCGUCCUGUCACAUGUCCGAAGCGCACUCCGUCUAGCCAAGUCGUGAAGACCGAGAGAGAGUACAUUGUUAUAUUAUUAAUCAGAGCAUGGGGCUGAGCUGAGCACCUUGAUCAGACGAGAAAGACACAAUUAUGGCUGAGAAACAGAUGCAGCUGGAAGACUGGCUGGACGAUCUGUGCGUCCGGUUCAUCAUCAACCUUCCGCAAGAGGACCUCUCCUCAGUCGCCCGACUAUGCUUUCAAGUCGAAGAAGCACAAUGGUUCUACGAAGACUUCAUCCGCCCCCUCGACCCGACCCUCCCGUCCAUGACGCUGCGCACGUUUUGCCUGCGAAUCUUUCAACACUGCCCGCUGCUUGCGUCGUUCUCGGUUGAGAAUCACAUCAAAGCGUUUGAGGAGUUCCUGCAGUACAAGACCCGUGUACCCGUCCGCGGCGCUAUCAUGCUCAAUCAUGAGCUGGAUUCGGUCGUUCUUGUGAAGGGCUGGAAGAAAGGUGCUAGUUGGAGCUUUCCUCGCGGCAAGAUUAACAAGGACGAAGACGACCUGGAUUGUGCUGUCCGGGAAGUCUACGAGGAGACUGGCCUGGAUCUCCGGGCAGCAGGACUGGUACCGACUGAGGGGAAGCCCAAGUACAUUGAAAUCCCCAUGAGAGAGCAGCAUCUCCGGCUUUAUGUCUUCCGGGACGUCCCCAUGGACACGGUGUUCCAGCCUCGGACCAGGAAAGAGAUCAGCAAGAUUGAGUGGUACAAGCUCUCCGACCUGCCCACUCUUCGGAAGAAGGGAACUCAGAACAACAAUAACAACCACCAGUAUGACUCUGGUGCCGGAACCAAUGCCAACAAGUUCUACAUGGUCGCCCCCUUUCUGGUCCCUCUGAAGAAGUGGAUU